Molecule: messenger RNA, 680 nt
Organism: Ctenocephalides felis (cat flea)
Lineage: Eukaryota; Metazoa; Arthropoda; Insecta; Siphonaptera; Pulicidae
Exons: 4
Coding region: 27-620 (197 amino acids)
Source: RefSeq, a predicted model, not a curated record
CGCCUAAGUAUGGACCAAUUUCGAGGAUGUCUAACCAGUCCAUUGGCAGAAACUCACAAGGCGCUAAUAAUGGUAAUGGUCAGUUCAUAACUGAAGGAAAGAGAAUGAAUUCUCCUUGGAUGUUUUCUCAGAACCAGGUGUAUCAGCCUUCCAGUGUCGUGGGAACCAUAAAUGAAGCAUAUGUCCUCAGUCAAGAUCCGAAUAAACAAAUGUUAAAUGAGAACCAGCAAGCAUUGUUGGCUGAAUCGCAACGUAUGAAGCAACAACUACAUCAUCUAGAACGAAAAAUAAAAGUUCUAGAAUCUGCCAAUAAUCAUAAUCAACCAUCUUCUGUUCUCAAUAAUGAGAGUGAGCGUCUCGCAAAAGAAUUAAGAUUGGUUGAACAAGGCAUUUGUCACAUGGAAAGAGAAAAGGAAGCUGCAGCCAUUAUGAACAAGAUGGCAAAUAAUGGAAAUUCAUUGUCCCAAGGUCAACAAGCAUUUUGGGAUCAUAAUAUUACAAAUAGGGAAGAUGAAGACUAUGAAGCUGAUAUAGCACAUGACAUGCGGGAGCUGGAACUUAGAUGGGAGAAUGAGUUAGAAGAACAAGAAAAACGUUGGAACAAUACACAAGAAAAGUAAUAAAGCAGGUAAUUAGAGGUUAUGAUUAAGUUCGUUUAUCAAUUUUUACACAAAUUCCCA